Molecule: messenger RNA, 468 nt
Organism: Papaver somniferum (opium poppy)
Lineage: Eukaryota; Viridiplantae; Streptophyta; Magnoliopsida; Ranunculales; Papaveraceae
Exons: 2
Coding region: 1-468 (155 amino acids)
Source: RefSeq, a predicted model, not a curated record
AUGAGAGAAGCAGAGAAAGAGAAAGAAGACGAAGGAAUGAAAGAACCAGAUAGCGAAGCCGACGAGGCUGACGAAGAUCAAUCCAUGUCAGACGGAAGCAACGAAGACGAAGCAGAAGACGAUUGGAGAAUUCCAAUUCACCAGUACCUUGACAAAGGUACCCUCCCUGCAGAUGUCAAAGAAACUCGAAAACUCGAAUCAAAGGCAGCAAUGUACAACAUACGAGAUGGAAUACUGUAUAGAAGGUCAUUUCUUGAACCUCUGAUGCGGUACCUCUCACAAACCGAAGAUGACAAAGUUUCAAAACGUAACAAAGAGUUGUUUCAAGGAAAGGAGACAGCAAAGGCCCCUCACGUGGGGUAUAAUACAACAAAGAAGUUCAGUUGGAAACAAAGCCAGCGUAACACGAUCAUGGGUAAGGAAGACGGGGAAAGACAACUCCCUCAGCCUGGGGCUCGGCCUCCGUAA